AUGAACUCAGCACUUAUUCACAAAUCCCACCAUGUACCUGCGGUUCAGCAAAGGCGCUUGUUGCAAAAAGAGAAAAAGAAAAGGUGUGCCAGUUCUCAAAUCUUGAAUAUAGAUCCCUUGCCUUCUUUAUCUCGUGUUUAUGCACAGGUAGCUCAAGAAGAACGACAACAGUUAAUAGUAGAGACGCGAUUGCCUUCUGUUGAUGCAGUAGCAUUCUUGACAAAAAGUUUCAGCAAAUUCAAUAACAAUCGUAAAUCCACAAGGAAGAAAUCAUUAAAGCCAAAGACAUCCAACAAUAUGCAACACAUGGAGAAAACUGAGGGUAACAAUACUGUUCCAAUUACUAGAUCGACGAAUGAACAGUAUGCCCAACUCAUAUCUAUGCUCAACCUUGACAAGAGUCAUGCCUCUACUGCCAACUUUGUGGGUACAGCUAACUUUGCGGCCAUCAUUCAACAUGAUGAGCCAAAAUUCUAUACACAGGCCAUUACAGAUGUUCAUUGGCGAGCAGCAAUGCAACAAGAAUUAGAGGCACUUGAACAAAAUCAUUCAUGGACUUUGGAGCCUUUGCCACCUAGAAAGAAACCUAUUGGUUCCAAAUGGGUUUACAAGAUAAAAUACCAUUCUGACGGAAUAAUUGAGCGAUACAAAGCUCAUUUAGUGGUCAAGGUAGCUAAAUCAUGGGAAUUACACCAACUGAAUGUUCAUAAUGCUUUCUUACAUGGGGACCUUGAUGAGGAGGUGUACAUGACACCACCACCUAGAUAUUUGUCUUCCGCUGACAAUUCAAAUACUUCUCUUUUUACCCAUAGUCAAGGUACUUCCUUUACUGCAUUGCUUGUAUACGUGGAUGAUGUUAUUAUUGCUAGCAAUAAUAGUGCACAUACUAAAGCACUUAAGGAUUACCUGGAUGUUUGGUUUCACAUUAAAGAUCUUGGCCCUCUAAAAUAUUUCCUUGGGCUAGGGGUGGCUCGAUUUCCUGAUGGCAUAGUCUUAUCCCAAUGCAAAUAUGCCUUGGAUAUUUUGCACGAGGUAAGUCUCCUUGGUAGCAAACCUUUCACUUUUCCUAUGGAACAGAAUCACAAAUUGGCCUUGGAUGAUAAUCGAGGUGCAUAUUUAGCUAUUCGUGUCCUUCGAUACCUUAAAUCUGCCCCUGGACAAGGGAUUUUUCUACCAUCAAAAUCCGAUCUUCAACUUCAUGCUUACUCUUGUGAAAUUAUUUGGCUUCGCACUUUAUUACAUGAUUUGAUGGUUCCUAUUUCUUCAUCUGCUCAUUUAUAUUGUGACGACCAUGCUACCAUUCAUAUUGCUGCUAAUCUGAUAAUCCUGAUAUUCUACAGCGGGACUCCAUUAGGAUUUCCUUCGGUAUCUGCUUUUGACUUCUAUUUGCUUUCAAGUCAGGAGUUGAAUGUUGUUUUGUGCUCCAAUGGACAAGAACAUGUCGAUGAAGAUGGUGAUGAUGAUGAUAUCCACAUUGAAGAUUGCAAUGGAGCUGAUGACGAUUCAAUUGACGAAGAAGAAGAAGAAAAUUCUGACUAA
This is a messenger RNA of Populus nigra (black poplar), 1539 nucleotides long. RefSeq lists its product as uncharacterized. The transcript is spliced from 9 exons. Bases 1 to 1539 code for a protein of 512 amino acids. The record is from RefSeq and is a predicted model, not a curated record. NCBI's taxonomy places the organism in Eukaryota, Viridiplantae, Streptophyta, Magnoliopsida, Malpighiales, Salicaceae.